UUACCUUGUUACCUUGUUACCUUGUUACUCUGUUACCUUGUUACUUUGUUACCUUGUUACUCUGUUACCUUGUUACCUUGUUACUCUGUUACUUUGUUACCUUGUUACCUUGUUACUCUGUUACCUUGUUACCUUGUUACUCUGUUACCUUGUUACCUUGUUACUCUGUUACCUUGUUACCUUGUUACCUUGUUACUCUGUUACCUUGUUACCUUGUUACCUUGUUACCUUGUUACUCUGUUACCUUGUUACCUUGUUACCUUGUUACUCUGUUACCUUGUUACUCUGUUACCUUGUUUGUUACCUUGUUACCUUGUUACCUUGUUACCUUGUUACUCUGUUACUUUGUUACUUUGUUACCUUGUUACUUUGUUACCUUGUUACCUUGUUACUUUGUUACUUUGUUACCUUGUUACCUUGUUACCUUGUUACCUUGUUACUCUGUUACCUUGUUACCUUGUUACUCUGUUACCUUGUUACUCUGUUACCUUGUUACCUUGUUACUCUGUUACCUUGUUACUCUGUUACCUUGUUACCUUGUUACUCUGUUACCUUGUUACUCUGUUACCUUGUUACCUUGUUACCUUGUUACUCUGUUACUUUGUUACCUUGUUACCUUGUUACUCUGUUACUUUGUUACCUUGUUACUCUGUUACCUUGUUACCUUGUUACCUUGUUACUCUGUUACCUUGUUACCUUGUUACCUUGUUACUCUGUUACCUUGUUACCCUGUUACCUUGUUACUCUGUUACCUUGUUACCCUGUUACCUUGUUACUCUGUUACCUUGUUACCUUGUUACUCUGUUACCUUGUUACUCUGUUACCUUGUUACCUUGUUACCUUGUUACUCUGUUACUCUGUUACCUUGUUACUGUUACCUUGUUACUCUGUUACCUUGUUACCUUGUUACUCUGUUACCUUGUUACCUUGUUACCUUGUUACUCUGUUACUCUGUUACCUUGUUACCUUGUUACUCUGUUACCUUGUUACCUUGUUACUCUGUUACCUUGUUACCUUGUUACUCUGUUACCUUGUUACCUUGUUACCUUGUUACUCUGUUUCCUUGUUACUCUGUUACCUUGUUACUCUGUUACCUUGUUACUCUGUUACUCUGUUACUCUGUUACCUUGUUACCUUGUUACUCUGUUACCUUGUUACCUUGUUACUUUGUUACUCUCUUACUUUGUUACCUUGUUACCUUGUUACCUUGUUACUCUGUUACCUUGUUACUCUGUUAUCUUGUUACUCUGUUACCUUGUUACCUUGUUACCUUGUUACUCUGUUACCUUGUUACCUUGUUACUCUGUUACCUUGUUACCUUGUUACUCUGUUACCUUGUUACCUUGUUACUCUGUUACCUUGUUACCUUGUUACCUUGUUACUCUGUUACCUUGUUACUCUGUUACCUUGUUACUCUGUUACCUUGUUACUCUGUUACCUUGUUACUCUGUUACUCUGUUACCUUGUUACCUUGUUACUCUGUUACCUUGUUACCUUGUUAGUUUGUUACUCUGUUACCUUGUUACCUUGUUACUCUGUUACCUUGUUACCUUGUUAGUUUGUUACUCUGUUACCUUGUUACCUUGUUACUCUGUUACCCUGUUACUCUGUUACCUUGUUACCUUGUUACUCUGUUACAUUUUUAUCCUGUUACCUUGUUACCGUGUUACUCUGUUACCUUGUUACCUUGUUACACUGUUACCUUGUUACCUUGUUACUCUGUUACCUUGUUACUCUGUUACCUUGUUACGUUGUUACUCUGUUACAUUUUUAUCUUGUUACCUUGUUACCGUGUUACUCUGUUACCUUGUUCCCUUGUUACCUUGUUAUCUUGUUACCUUGUUACCUUGUUACUCUGUUACCUUGUUACCUUGUUACCUUGUUACUCUGUUACUCUGUUACUCUGUUACCUUGUUACCUUGUUACCUUGUUACCAUGUUACCUUGUUACCUUGAUACCUUGUUACCUUGUUACUCUGUUACCUUGUUACUCUGGUAACUUGUUACCUUGUUACUCUGUUACCUUGUUACUCUCUUACUCUGUUACCUUGUUACCUUGUUACUCUGUUACCUUGUUACUCUGUUACUCUGUUACCUUGUUACCUUGUUACUCUGUUACCUAGUUACCUUGUGACCUUGUUACCUUGUUACCUUGUUACUCUGUUACCUUGUUACCUUGUUACUCUGUUACCUUGUUACCUUGUUACUCUGUUACCUUGUUACCUUGUUACUCUGUUACCUUGUUACAUUGUUACUCUGUUACCUUGUUACUCUGUUACCUUGUUACCUUGUUACACUGUUACCUUGUUACUCUGUUAG
Molecule: messenger RNA, 2318 nt
Organism: Porites lobata
Lineage: Eukaryota; Metazoa; Cnidaria; Anthozoa; Scleractinia; Poritidae
Source: the annotation of a GenBank genome assembly